GGAACGCCCCAAAAUGUCCCGUCAGAUCAAUGAAGUACAGGAAGGUCGAGCCAUCCAAGUUGUCGACGAGGCUCCGGGCCACGCGACCCCGGCGGUCACCGAGAUCAGCGCCACGGGGAAGCGCGGCAUCCCCGUGCUCAUCGCGCCGUUCCAGAGCCAGAGUGAUGGGCGAGCCGGCGGCGCCACUACUCAGGAGAUGAGGAUGGCGUUCCAGGGUUUCCUCCUCCUGGAGGAGAUGAACGACGACAACCCGGUGGCGCAACGCAAGAAGUGGUUCAAGGAGAUGCGCGGGUGGCUGAUGGUGCUCGCCACCGUCGCGGCGUCGGUGACCUACCAGGCCGGCCUGAACCCACCUGGUUCGUUCUGGCAGGACGACAAGGAUGGCCACCAUGCCGGGGACCCGGUGCUGCGCGACGAGCACCAUUCGCGGUACCUGACGUUCUACUACUUCAACGCGACAGCGUUCGUGACGUCGCUGGUGAUCAUGGUGCUACUGAUGAGCGAGCGGUUCUACCACACGGAGGCCAAGGUGGUGACGCUCAUGCUCUCCACAUUCGUCGACCUCGCCAGCCUCAUCGGCGCCUACAUUGCCGGCACCACGCGCUACUUCUCCUCCUGCAUCUACGUCAUCGUCAUCACCUGUGUCGCCUUCGUCAGCGUCAUCUACCUCGGAGAGGGGAUGACGGAAAUAUGCAAGUUCUUCCUGCGCAAGUUCCCUUGCAUGCUCAACCUGGCGCUGCGCAGAUGGUUCCUGGUGCCGCAAGAUGUGGUUAGGAGCGCGAUGCACCAGCAGCAGGGCGAGACCGUGCCGGAGCAUGGUAGCCAGGUGGGAAAUGCAAGGAACAGGCAGCGCGGUGCCUGCAGCCCGUGUUGUGCGCCGCGCGCGGACGUUUAGCUCAACGGUGGACGGCUGGGGGUGGAGGGGCAUGCAGUGAUCUGAUCGAUGAAGCCAUUGCAUCUUGCAUGCAUGCAGGCACCCUUGUAGUUUCUUUCUUGGCCAUUUAAUUUGUUCGGUUCUUUUUUCUGUGGUGGAAUAAUUCUUUUCUUUUUGAGAAGACGUCGGGGAACAGUUCUGGCCCAUUGAGAGUUUGAGACCAUAGGUUCAUGAGGCCCGUCAGCAGAUUUAAUUGGUUCUCGUCUCUACAAAUAAAAGCCUGAGGUAUAGGCGCUUCUUUACAUGUUUCAUACUGAUAAUUAGA
This is a messenger RNA of Phragmites australis (common reed), 1199 nucleotides long. RefSeq lists its product as uncharacterized. The record is from RefSeq and is a predicted model, not a curated record. The transcript has 2 exons. Lineage: Eukaryota; Viridiplantae; Streptophyta; Magnoliopsida; Poales; Poaceae. Bases 14 to 895 code for a protein of 293 amino acids.